CAGACUCGCAGACGGCAAUGGUGGCAGGGAAUUCCAGACGAACUGACGGGCUGUCGUAGUCUUGCCUUCCUCAAGACUGCAAAGUGAAGCUGUAGAGCAGGCCUUGGCGCGCUAACCCGCUUUCGGCCCACCCGCCGCCUUUCCCAAAUGCCCAGCGAGACUGACUUGGGAAGGAACCAACGAAAGAAAACCACCAUCUCCAAGCACGCAAGCCAGGAAGAACGACAAGAUGCCACCCCCUGUUGGCAGAUACGGGCCGUCCGGCCUGGCAGGCCCCUACUCGCAUUUGCAGCAGGCACAUCUCCAACAGCAGCAGCAGCAGCCGCAACAGCAGCAGGCCCAUCACCCGGCCCACGCUCCGUCCGCCGCCAACACGGCUCUCCCCCCUCCCUCGCUGGGUGGGCAUCCCGGGUUCGCAGCGGGGAAUCCGACGAGUAGCAUCAAUCCGUUCACGCUGGCGGGUGCUGGGUUGGCGAACGGGAUGUCGGUGGCUGGGUUUGGCGGGAGUCAGGGCGGGUCGGGAGCCGCAGUAGGAGUGGGAGGGAUGGGAGGGAUGGGCGGCGACGGCAAUGGGACCGGGCUGGCGAGCCAUGCGGCGCAGAUGGGGUUUGCUCGGGGUGCGCAGAUGCAGCAGCAGCAGCAGUUACAUCAGGGACCGGACGGGCGGUUGACUUUGGAUGGCAAGAGCGCGGCUGUCAAGUCGCGGAUCCGGGAUGUGUGGAAGCACAACCUGGCGCAGGAGAUGGCUGUGUUGCGGCAGUUGGUGGAAAAGUACCCGUACAUCAGUAUGGAUACCGAGUUCCCCGGCAUUGUGGCACGUCCGAUCGGAUCAUUUACAAACAAGGCCGACUACCACUACCAGACGCUGCGGUGCAACGUGGAUCUGCUCAAGAUGAUCCAGCUGGGCAUCACGCUGUUCUCGGUGGAGGGGGAGGUGCCGCCGGCGAACACGGCGGACGGCAGCGGGCAGCCGUACGGGUCGCAGCUGGUGCCCGCACCGUGUACGUGGCAGUUCAACUUCCGCUUCUCGCUCGAGGACGACAUGUACGCGCAGGAGUCGACGGCGAUGCUGGCCAAGGCGGGUAUCGAUUUCUCCAUGCACGAGAAGAACGGCAUCGACCCCUUUGAGUUUGGCGCCCUGCUCAUCAGCUCCGGCCUGGUCCUGCUCGACGAGGUCCACUGGGUCUCCUUCCACUCGGGCUACGACUUUGGCUACCUGAUGAAGAUCAUGCUCUGCACCCCGCUGCCGGAGAACGAGGAGGAGUUCCACAAGCUGCUCAACAUCUUCUUCCCCUCGCUCUACGACAUCAAGUACCUGAUGAAGCACGCCGGCCGCAACCAGGCCGUCAACGGCUCCCCCUUGACCCCCGCCGCCGCCCAGAUCCUGACCAAUCUAGGCCAGAAAUCGGGCCUGCAGGACAUCGCCGACGAGCUGGGUGUCAAGCGCGUCGGCAUCGCCCACCAAGCCGGUUCCGACUCCCUCGUCACCGGCGAGAUCUACUGGAAGAUGCGCCAGCUCGUUUUUGGCGGCUCCAUCGACCAGUCCAAGUACUCCGGUCAGAUCUGGGGGCUCAACGGCCAGAUGCCGGCCCUCGCUGCUGCUGCCGCUGCCGCCGCCGCCGCCUACCACGCCGGCCUGCAGCAGACCCCGAACCUCAACGGCGCCACGAUCUACUCCUCCGCUGCAGGUACCCCGAGCACCCCGAACAUCUCCCAUGCCGUCACGGGUAACCAGACGCCUCAGGGCCAUGUCAUGGGCAUCGGUGCGCUGACCCCGGGCGGCAUCUUUCAAGUCGGAAAGGCUUGAACGAGUCCUUCUCUCUCUCUCUCUCUCUCUAUUUUACAGGAUGAUGACUAGCAUGUACAUACAGGCGCUCGUUGCUACAUUGGUCUGGGAAAGUUCUUUUUUUUUUCUUUCUGCCGAGUAUGUCUCGG
Molecule: messenger RNA, 1935 nt
Organism: Penicilliopsis zonata CBS 506.65
Lineage: Eukaryota; Fungi; Ascomycota; Eurotiomycetes; Eurotiales; Aspergillaceae
Exons: 2
Coding region: 230-1807 (525 amino acids)
Cellular component (GO): CCR4-NOT core complex; P-body; CCR4-NOT complex
Molecular function (GO): nucleic acid binding; poly(A)-specific ribonuclease activity
Source: RefSeq, a predicted model, not a curated record